AGAUACUUAAACAUACAUACUCUCCAUUUAAGCGCUUAAUCCUUUGGUAUACCUAUUCUCAGUACUUUCUUUCAUUUCUGCCAAGUACGAAAAAUGUCGGCAUCAGAGAAUGAGGUGGAAUUUGUUACUUCAGGAAUGUUCAUUAUCGACGAGAUUGAGUUCGAUGGGGGAAAGAAAAUUCGGGAUAUAAUUGGAGGUGGAGGCAGUUUUGCAUUAGUCGGUGCUCGGAUUUGGAGCUCUACCGCUGAAAGUAAGCGAUUAAGGCUCAUUGUGGACAAAGGGUCUGAUUUUCCUGAAAGCGUUAAGACAGAACUAGACGGCUUAGACGCUGGGAUCGUGUAUCGUGAGACCCCCGAGCGCAAAACCACAUAUGGGUAUAACCGUGUACAUGACAAUGGGUUACGAUUAUUUGAGUAUCUUUCACCGAAAAAGCCCAUUCGAGCACAAGAUUUGGUUGAAACGGGCUCGAUGGAAUCCAAAACUAUCCAUGUUAUAACAAGCCCCAAAAACUUUAUUAGCAUGAGCGAAGAAAUUGCUAAAUACGGAUCGUUAACAGAUCGACCUAAAGUUAUAUGGGAGCCUACUCCUGAAUCUUGUUGCCCUGAAAAUUGGCCAGUAUGCCAAAAAGCAAUGAAGUACUGUGACAUAUUUUCUCCCAAUGAAGUGGAUACAGCAAACCUACUUGCAGUCGACAUAAAAGAAGCAAAAGAAAGGGCUGAACAAUUUGCAUAUGCACUUCAAGAAAUGCAGAUUGGCAGUAAUGGACAGGGAUGGGCAGUUCUCCGAUGCGGGUCUGCUGGAUGCUUUAUUGCUCCUUCUACAAGUCGGACAGCUCCACACCAAGAUGAAGUUCUUGCUCAACGCGAUGUUAUUCAUCUUCCUAGCGUACCCAUGGCUCCAAACUCCGUACUGGACACAACAGGAGCAGGUAACACAUUUUGCGGCGCCCUUAUUUUGGAGUACCAUAGAACAGGAAAUAUUGUUUUAUCUAGCGUGAAGGCCACUGUUGCAGCAUCUUUUGCUAUUCAGCAGCAUGGACUCCCUAAGCUCACAAAGACGGAGAACGGAAUCGAUCUCUGGAAUGGCGAAUCGGCGUUCCAAAGAUUGAAGGCUUAUUAUGAAUAUUUACAAAAUCAUGAUAUUGAAUCCGUCCGCCAAGUUACUAAGCACGGAUUUUAAGACCUUCAACGUGCCAUAUAAUAAACUUGGAGGCAACUUCUGAGUUCGUAUUUGUUCUCUUUUUUCAGCGAUCAACAGUAUGAAAGAAGGGCAAAGAAAUGCUUAUAGUUUGGAACUGUUAAUUUUUAAAAAAAGUGAAAUUGUUUCCUGCUAUUAAUGAUAUUAUUAAUUACAGACUUACAAAAUUGAGAACAACCACGAAUGCCUAAUGAAAGUUAUUGGUUUCUAUUUCACUAUCCUAAGUAGUUAGAUUCAUUAUUAUUCAAUUAAAAGCUUCUCUUGUUUCAAUGCCA
Messenger RNA from Schizosaccharomyces cryophilus OY26, 1472 nucleotides. RefSeq names its product carbohydrate kinase. Bases 94 to 1179 code for a protein of 361 amino acids. The record is from RefSeq and is a predicted model, not a curated record. The transcript has 3 exons. NCBI's taxonomy places the organism in Eukaryota, Fungi, Ascomycota, Schizosaccharomycetes, Schizosaccharomycetales, Schizosaccharomycetaceae.